Molecule: messenger RNA, 1368 nt
Organism: Anopheles cruzii
Lineage: Eukaryota; Metazoa; Arthropoda; Insecta; Diptera; Culicidae
Gene: dmrt99B
Product: doublesex- and mab-3-related transcription factor A2
Exons: 7
Coding region: 1-1368 (455 amino acids)
Biological process (GO): regulation of transcription by RNA polymerase II; sex differentiation
Cellular component (GO): nucleus
Molecular function (GO): protein binding; DNA-binding transcription factor activity, RNA polymerase II-specific; RNA polymerase II cis-regulatory region sequence-specific DNA binding
Source: RefSeq, a predicted model, not a curated record
AUGAGCUUACCCAGUGGCGUUGAUAUGUCGAAUCUGAUGCAACAGCACCCGGUGCUUGGAGCGUUGCCACCGGCUUUUUUCUUACGAGCCGCUUCGGAGCGUUAUCAGCGUACGCCCAAGUGUGCCCGAUGUCGCAACCAUGGUGUGGUGAGCGCUCUGAAGGGUCACAAGCGCUACUGCCGUUGGCGGGACUGUGUGUGCGCCAAGUGCACCUUGAUCGCCGAGCGGCAGAGAGUGAUGGCUGCCCAGGUUGCACUAAGACGGCAGCAGGCUCAGGAGGAGAACGAAGUCCGAGACUUGGGGUUACUGUACGGUGCCGGCAGCGGGGCCGUGGGUCAGGCGACUGCCCCCACGACAGCGUCGGCCACGGGUGUCACGGUGACGGGGGCCGGCAAGUCGGUCGUCUCGGUCCAGUUUCACGGUGGUAUUCCGUCACCGCCGACCGACGUAGAGAGCACCACGCACCACAACUACAUGCCAGCUGCAGACCCAGCAGACAUGCAUCGAUUACGGGUGGAGCACCUGCAUACGGCAUAUUCGCCCAACCAUAGUGAUCCCGACAGUCCCGGUCCCAAACGGCAGCGUAUAUCAACGGAAACGGAUCACGACACGGAAUCGGAAUCUUCACCAAGCAGUCCACGCCACCGACUGUCGCUGUUUGACGGUUUGUCCGGUGAUCGCCAGUCGCUGAACCGCACCAAUGGCCCUCCGAGUUCCCCGGAGUCCGACCUGGACGUAGACUCCACGCCCGACGACUCGGUCGCGCCGGAAAAUCUGAGCCUCAAGAAAGAGCGCGUGUACACGAAGCCACCCUCCCUGGUGACGAUGUCGAAUGGGCACAGUCACAGCCCUGGCGCCGGUUUUCUGCCUUACAGCCAGCGAUCGUCGCCCUGCUCGCCGUAUCAGACGAGCCUCGGCGUCGGCGGUACGUCUGCGCAACGCUCGCCGGUGGACGUGCUACUGCGAGUGUUCCCCAACCGACGGCGGAACGAGGUGGAGUUACUGCUGCAACGUUUCCGGGGUGACGUGGUGCAGGCCAUGGAGGCGAUGCUAUGCCGCGAGGAUGCACUGCACACGCCAAUCAGUGUUCCAACACCUUCACCGUCUUUUGCAGUGAAGUCAGCAUUCUCACCACUGAUGCCUUCCGGAACACCAUUCACUAGUCCGACGGUACGGUACUCUUUCCUGCAGCACCAACAGCAACAGGCGCAGCACACUAAGCGGUUUCUAUCGGCACCGUACUCUGGUACAGGUUAUCUUCCCACCAUACUGCAGGACCCGGAGCACGCACAACAGCAGCAGCAACAGCAACAGCCAGAACCGACGACUGUAUCGGCAGAAGUUGGACCCCUGGAUAACUCCGACUAG